Molecule: messenger RNA, 1962 nt
Organism: Sinocyclocheilus rhinocerous
Lineage: Eukaryota; Metazoa; Chordata; Actinopteri; Cypriniformes; Cyprinidae
Product: SPRY domain-containing SOCS box protein 4-like
Exons: 4
Coding region: 422-1264 (280 amino acids)
Biological process (GO): intracellular signal transduction; proteasome-mediated ubiquitin-dependent protein catabolic process
Cellular component (GO): SCF ubiquitin ligase complex
Molecular function (GO): protein binding
Source: RefSeq, a predicted model, not a curated record
ACGUCACGCGCCAGCUAGUUCUCGGAACAAAAGCCGUCUGCGCGCUCCGCUCCUCCCCGCCGGAUACGACCGAGAAAACGCGGACGCGUUCGUUUUUAGCGUCAAAGUUUGUUUUAUAGGAAUUUGCGGCGUGACAUACGCUCGCAUACAGUGUAAAAGUGUAAAUCCCGGCGAGUGUUUUUGUCCGCGCUGAAGCUCCGAGGGAUUCUCGCGAGAGAGUUUGAGGCCUGAUAAAAGUCGUCCGGCUGACGUGGAUCCUCCUUUCAGUCCUGCAGUGAUCCGGAAGUGCUGCCGACUCCGCUCUGGACUUCUUCUUGUGCAUGGGACCGUGUCGUCUCUUCUGAUUGGCUGCCGCUCACCGGUCCGUCCUGCUCAUGAGGUAACCCCGGCUGUGGUUAUUGAUGCCCGUGGCUGGGCCGUGAUGGGGCAGAGGGUGUCGGGUGUGGUGAAAUCCGCGGAUGAGCCGGAGACGAGCGAGCUGGCGUAUCCGCCGGUGUGUGCGUCGCUCCGUAGCCGCGGCGUCCAGUUACCCGCCCGUCUGGAGCUGCUGUUGGACAUGCCGCCGGCGGGACCGGAAAUCCAGCUUCAGCACGCCUGGAACCCAGACGACCGCUCACUAAACCUCUUCAUCAAAGACGACUGGCUCACGUUCCACCGCCACCCGGUGGCCCAAAGCACGGACUGUGUGCGGGGAAAAGUCGGAUUUACCCGCGGUUUGCACGCUUGGACUUUGCGCUGGCCCGUACGGCAGCGCGGCACGCAUGCCGUAGUCGGGGUCGCGACUUCUUUGGCUCCCUUGCGAGCCGUCGGAUAUUCCGCCCUAAUAGGCGGUGAUGCCGAAGCCUGGGGUUGGGACUUGGGACGAGGUCGGCUUUACCACGACAGAAAGAGCCGGACUGGCCCGGCGCCGUCGUACCCGGAGUUUAUCGAGGACGAGGAGGACGAAGGGACGUUCUCAGUGCCUGAGGAGAUUCUGGUGGUUCUGGACAUGGACGAGGGGACGCUGGGAUUCUGCGCCGACGGGAACUACCUGGGCGUGGCGUUUCGCGGGCUGAAGGGGAAGAGGCUGUACCCGAUCGUCAGCGCCGUGUGGGGUCACUGCGAGGUCACCAUGACCUACAUCAACGGAUUAGACCCUGAACCCCUGCCGCUGAUGGAGCUGUGCAGGAGGGCGGCACGACAGGCUCUGGGACGCCACCGAAUCCAUCACAUCCAGUCUCUGCCACUGCCACAGACGCUCAAGAACUACCUGCAGUACCAAUGAGAGACACGAACACACAUACACACAGCUAAAAAAUCACCUACGUUCACUGAAAAUGCACUCAGAAAUGAUCUGCAGUGCUGUAUAAGCUUUGUGCUGUGCACAGACUUUGUGUCGUAGGGACGGACGCUACAGAUUUGAGCAGCCGGACGACGAGUAUCUGGUUUUAUACAUGAUUAUGAGGUGAGGAAUGAGAAGGUGUCUGUAUUUGUGUGUGAGAAUGACUCAAGUCUUCCAUGGAAAUAAUUUUCUUAUGAGCUGAUGAUUUUUGCUUUUUCUUUCACUUUUAUCUAAACACUAAGGACCUAGCUUUCUUGGACAUAAAUCCAACAUAAUUAUAUUAAACUAAUGCAUUUUAUUCCAGACAACAGGUUCUUAUUCUUUCACCAGUUUUAACUAAUACACAUCGCGCAGUGCCUGAGAUCUUUUAAAAUCUUUUUCUGUUCAUGUUUAUGAGUUUGCUUUCGUUUGUGUUCAUGACGAAGCUGAUUAAAUCAGUUUUCUGAUGUUUUUAGCGUAUAAACGCGGCUUUGAAAUGUGCCACGGCGUCUGUCAACCAGACUUUUUUAUAGAUUUGAUUUUUAUAUGAAAUGGAUGCUUGUCUUUUUCACGGAUCCAACAGAAACCCGCAAGACAGCAGACACGACUUUGUUCAUUCGUGACCUUUGAAAUGUGAAUAAAAAUAAAACUCCAAAGCCAAA